Gymnodraco acuticeps is the source of this 650-nucleotide messenger RNA. Its product is annotated as cytochrome c oxidase subunit 6B1. The coding region runs from base 130 to 390 and encodes 86 amino acids. NCBI's taxonomy places the organism in Eukaryota, Metazoa, Chordata, Actinopteri, Perciformes, Bathydraconidae. The transcript has 4 exons. The record is from RefSeq and is a predicted model, not a curated record. Gene Ontology annotation, cellular component: mitochondrion; respiratory chain complex IV.
GUCCGGUCAGUCGAUAUCCCAGCAUCCUUUGCGCGUCGACACGAAGGAGCGUAUUCUUCCGGAGCCCACCGAGGACACAUCGAGAAACCUCCCAAGUAUCGUUAAAACGUGAGAUUGAAGCUCAUAAAGAUGGCUGAUACUGUUGAGACAAAGAUCCAGAACUACAGGACGGCUCCCUUUGACGCCAGAUUCCCAAACACCAACCAGACCCGCAACUGCUACCAGAACUACCUCGACUUCCACAGGUGCACUAAGGCCCUCUCGGCAAAGGACCAGGAUGUGGCUCCCUGUGAUUGGUACCAGAGGGUUUACAAGAGCCUCUGUCCCACGAGCUGGGUUGGCAAAUGGGACGACCAGAUGGAGGGAGGAAGUUUCGCAGGGAAGAUCUAAAAUCUGCCGUUGGUGAUCAGGACAGUCCCCUGCAAGACCUUCUGUUACCGCACCCUUACCCCUGUAGUGUGCCUCAGGACAUUUUCAAACAGCUAACGCAUUAUCAUCAUUGAUGUUAACUUUAAAUAGAAAUACGCACAACUUUUUACCCUCCAUGUUGAGGUCUUAAGUUUUUUCCGUGUCAAUUUUAAACUUCUCUCUGACUUUGCUUUAUCAAUAAAUAAAGUGCAGAUUGAAAUAAAAGGAUGUGUUAAAUAACA